Molecule: messenger RNA, 1335 nt
Organism: Panicum virgatum (switchgrass)
Lineage: Eukaryota; Viridiplantae; Streptophyta; Magnoliopsida; Poales; Poaceae
Product: serine/threonine-protein kinase Aurora-3-like
Exons: 7
Coding region: 70-933 (287 amino acids)
Biological process (GO): regulation of cytokinesis; mitotic spindle organization; protein phosphorylation
Cellular component (GO): chromosome passenger complex; spindle pole centrosome; spindle microtubule
Molecular function (GO): protein kinase activity; ATP binding
Source: RefSeq, a predicted model, not a curated record
CGCAAAACCGUUGCCAUCUUCCUCACCUGUUGGCCCCCGCCCUCUCCCACCACUCUCGCCUCGCCUACGAUGGCGGCGCCGGCGCGGCAGGAGUGGAGCAUGUCCGACUUCGAGAUCGGCAAGCACAUCGGUGGGGGCAAGUUCGGCAAGGUCUACCUCGCCCGUGAGAAGCAGAGCGGGUACGUGGUGGCGCUGAAGGUGAUCUACAAGGAGAAGCUGGAGAAGUACGGCUUCCACGAUCACCUAAGGCGGGAGAUCAAGAUUCAGCAAGCCCUCGACCACCCCAACGUGCUCCGCCUCUUCACCUGGUUCCACGACGAAGACCGUGUCGUCCUCGUCCUGGAGUACGCCGCCCGUGGCGAGCUCUAUAAGGUGCUCCAAACCGCUGGCCGCUUCACCGAGCGCACGGCCGCUACUUAUGUCGCAAGCCUUGCUGAUGCACUGGCAUAUUGUCACAAGAAGCAUGUGAUCCAUAGGGACAUCAAACUUGAGAAUUUGCUACUGGACAUAAAGGGCCAGAUUAAAAUUGCAGAUUUUGGAUGGGCAGUUCAGUCAAAUGCUAAACGGCACACAUUCUGUGGCACAAUUGAUUAUCUGGCACCAGAGAUGAUAAAGGGGACAGGUCAUGACCGUGCUGUUGACAAUUGGGCUCUAGGAAUCUUGUGCUAUGAAUUCCUGUAUGGUUCACCUCCUUUUCAAGUUGAGGACCUAGAAAACACAUUGAGAAGGAUACUUAGAAUGGAUUUGACAUUCCCUUCAACUCCUUAUGUAUCUUCAGGGGCUAAGGAUCUCAUUUCCAAGCUUCUUGUGAAGGAUUCAAGCAAAAGGCUUUCUCUUGAAGAUGUUAUGAAACAUCCAUGGAUAAAAAAAAAUGCAGGACCUUCAGGGAGUUGCAUUAAGCAAAGAGAAGUAAAAAAAGCUAAGUUCAUCUGAAAAUGGGCCUGGUUUUGGCGAAAAACUUGUUUGCCAGUGGUACAGAAUCUUCCCAUAUACGUUGCUGAUGUGAUAUGAUGCUCAGAGACUUGUCGCUUCUGGAGAGGAGAGAUGCUGGCGGUGGCAUUUUGGCUCCUUUUGGUUCUGAUGGUGGAGUCUAUUGUCAAUCGAGAAUAUGGAUGCAGCGUCUCUGUGUUUCCCUUUAGAUAGGCUCCACGGCCGCGGUGAUUCCGCGCACGAUCCCGCUCAACCGCAUGUUCGUCGCGGGGACGAUGGCCUGGCUGAUCCACCGCGUCUCCGCUCCGGCUGGAUCGCGGAUGACCAGCGCCAUGGGGUUGGGGUCGUCGUUGUCGUCCUGUGACGAGACUACUGAUGAGGCACCAGCACGAGCUUGUCUACAAA